Molecule: messenger RNA, 1905 nt
Organism: Naegleria gruberi
Lineage: Eukaryota; Heterolobosea; Eutetramitea; Acrasida; Naegleriidae
Exons: 1
Coding region: 1-1905 (634 amino acids)
Biological process (GO): glycerol-3-phosphate metabolic process
Cellular component (GO): glycerol-3-phosphate dehydrogenase (FAD) complex
Molecular function (GO): glycerol-3-phosphate dehydrogenase (quinone) activity
Source: RefSeq, a predicted model, not a curated record
AUGUUCAGAUUUGGAAGGAAGAUUUUCAGCAAGCCUUCAUUCUCAUCAAAAACACUUGGAAAAUGUCUUUUGAUCGGAGGAGGAACAUUUCUCAUAGGAAAAGCCUUUUCUCACUCAUACGGCCAUGAAUCCAUUCAAAAAGUCAUCGAUGAUUUACAUCAAGCAGUAGUAGCAAAGCCUUGGAUGAUUCAGGCUUUUUCUGUUGAUGAUUUACCAAGUGCUGACUAUACAACCUUUCCAUUCCGAACAGCCAUAUGGAAAAUACCAUCACGAGAGGAACAAUUUAAAAUUGUAGAGAAUUUGGAUGAGGAUUUUGAUUUGUGUAUUGUUGGGGAUGGUUUGAUUGGUGCAUCGUUGGCUUAUGAAGCAUCGAUGAGAGGAUAUUCAGUUUGUUUGCUCUCAUCUAAUGAUUUUGUUUCACAGAGGGACGAUUUGGCAUUGAAUUCCAAUUUGAUUUUUCAUAAUGUGUUGGAGGGUGAUGAAUUGAAGGGACUUUUACCAAACUUUUUUCAAACUCAAGUGAUGAAGUGCUCUGGAGGUUUUGAAAAUGAUGUUAUCGAGUGUAAACAUUAUGAAAAUUUGUACAAUUCAAUGAAGGACAAGUUGGAGAAGAGAAAUCACUUGUUUUCUAUAGCUCCUCACCUAAUGAGAGAAUACAGAAAUUCAGAAAUAUUUAGAAACUCACAAAAGUUCAAGUAUUACAAGCAAAUGUGGAAAUUAUUGGGAUAUGAAUAUUUUGUGUAUGGAAAGGAUUUGUGGAUGGAGGAUACAAUUUUGGAUGAUAGAAAUUAUUGUGAAGCUAGAUUGGGAGUUUUGAGGAAUAGGUUCCAAGAAAGAACAAAGGAUGAGAGUGACUUGUUUAGAGAUUUGAAGGAUGCCAGAAAUGUUUUCAGAUGUAUCACAUACUAUGAUAGUGGUAUUCUGAAUUUAUCUAGAUUUAUCUCCUCUUUGGCUCUUACAUCGGCAGCAUCUGGAAAUAUUGCUCUGAACCAUGUGAAUGUCAAAUCUGUGGAUAUGGAUAAAUCAUUGCUGACAUUUUCAGAUAAGAUUAUAAACGAAAAGGAAUAUUCCAUCAAGUACAAGAAGGUAAUAUUUUGCGAGAAUACUUCUGAGGAUGAACAACUUCUCAAGAGGCUCAAUCCACACAAAUGCAAGGAAGAAUACCUGUUCACUCUUCCACAGCUUUCCAACUAUAAUAUCAUUACUCAGUAUGGAAAAUUUAUUUCACAUUACAGAUACAGCUUAUUAUCACUGCCAGCUCAACAAUUGGAAAACUUGAAGGGAAUAUUGAGAUUAGGUGACUUUACCAAAAAUGAUAUUUAUAGUUCUUCUAGAUUUGUAUUUGAUAAUGAGCUCAAAUUGAUCAGUUUGAAAUAUGAAAAUGCUUUGAGAAUCAUCGACAAAACCAAGGAUUAUUACUCAUCACAUGCUGUAUUGAAAUAUAUUUACGGAAAAGACUUGAAAGAAAUGAAAAAUACUGAACCAAUUUAUGGCUCUGAAAACUUUGUUCACUUCUUGACUCAAACCAUGAAGUCUAAAUAUCCUUACCUUCCUAAUGAUAUUAUCAGAUACUUGAAAUUCAGCUAUGGUGACAGAUGCUUGGAUGUUCUAUCACAAGAUGUGAAACAAGUUGCUGAUAAGCAAAUAUUUAGACACCAACAAGUUUGGGAAGACUUGCCAUUCAUUGAGAGUGAAAUUAAAUAUUUGGUGAAGCACGAGAAUUGUAUCAAGGCAUUGGAUGUAGCUAUUAGAUGUCAAAUGUACAAAUAUGAUCCAUUAAGAAUUGCAUUGGAACCAGAAAAGCUUUUGGACAUUAUGAAGGAUGACUUGAAGUGGGAUGAUAUCAAAUAUUCUCAAGAGAAACAAGAACUCAUUCAAUUCCUUAAUGGUUACACAAGAGAAUAG